This is a messenger RNA of Echinostoma caproni, 618 nucleotides long. The record is from the annotation of a GenBank genome assembly. NCBI's taxonomy places the organism in Eukaryota, Metazoa, Platyhelminthes, Trematoda, Plagiorchiida, Echinostomatidae.
AUGCCAUUCGAAUUGGCCCUUCGCUAUGGGUUCGCUGAUCUGGCCGCUGCACUGGCCGGUUACAAACCUACACAACCGCUGACCACUCAGACGGAUUGGUAUCAUCCGAAUUUGUCCAAAUUAGACACGGAUAGAUUUUUCACCAGUUGCGCGGCCACCAAAGAUGGGGCGUUUCUAAUCCGGCGUUUGUCACAAUCUGAACGAAAAUUUGUCCUCGUGCUCUACUAUCAACGGCAAACAUUGAAAUAUCAAAUCGAAGUGAUUGAUUUCUCAUUUCACAUGGAUACAAAAGAGGCCUAUUUCAUCGACAAGGGUGCAUUGCACUUGUCCCUGGAACACCUAGUGGAACACUACAGUCGAUUUGCUGACGGUAUUCCCGUUCGCCUACACUUUGCUGUUUCUCCCGCUGGUAUGGUUUUAAACAUUGAACAACUUGUCCCAUCCGGACUGGAAAAACGUGGAAAAUAUUCUCAGGAUGAAACUUACGGUUCACCCAACGCGGGCUCCGUUCGAUCACCCGGUGGUGUUAAUGUAGGCGGACUACUUCCCGCCGCAGCUGGACUGCAGAUGACAGGAACCGGAGGCACUCGUGUCGGUUCCGGUGCUGGUGAGUUGUGA